Myodes glareolus (Bank vole) is the source of this 5373-nucleotide messenger RNA. The record is from RefSeq and is a predicted model, not a curated record. NCBI's taxonomy places the organism in Eukaryota, Metazoa, Chordata, Mammalia, Rodentia, Cricetidae.
ACAAGAAUGUCCCGUGGUUUCCGCCCCUGGCUCCACUUUUGAAUCCCGGGUAGCUUUUGUGAGGUGUGUGACAGCUGGCUUCCGUCGGUGUCACCUAUUCUGUCGGCAGGCCCCUCCUAGACGACCUCGGCCUGCGUCCGGAGGUCGCAGUGAGUGUCACAUGGACCCUGUAACCUUUGAGGAUGUGGCUGUGAACUUCACCUCAGGCGAGUGGACUUUAUUGGAUUCUAGCCAAAGGAAGCUCUACAGAGAUGUUGUGAAGGAAAACUAUGAACCUGAUCUUCAUAGAAAAAACACAUGGAGAAAAUAUUGAAGAGGACUACCAGAGUCUCAGGAGAAAUCUGGGGGAAAGGCACCUGGAGCCUGUACGUCUCCAGAACUUGCAGCCCAGUCAGGUUGGUGGCACUGAAUCCAAUCUGUGGUGCGAAGGAACCUGGGUGGAGUCAUGUCUUGCUGAUGUCUCUUACAGGAGCCAGUAAACUUUGAGGAUGUGGCAGUGAACUUCACCUCAGAAGAGUGGGCUGUGUUGGAUUCUAGUCAAAAGAAGCUCUACAGAGAUGUGAUGAAGGAAACAUUUUAGAACCUGAUCUCCAUAGAAAAAGCACUAGAAGAAUAUAUUGAAGAGGACUCUAACGAUCUCAACAGGAAUAUGGGAAUUCAGAGGAUUGAGAAAGAUCGUGGAUAUGAAUGUCAUACUGAGUGCGAUAAAAACCAGCAACCUAUUCCUGAGAUUAUAAUCAAUAAAGACACGCCUUCCAGAGUAAGAACUCAUGAGACUCCAUUGCAUGAGCCAGUAAAAUUUGAGGAUGUGGCAGUGAAUUUCACCUCAGAAGAGUGGGCUGUGUUGGAUUCUAGUCAAAAGAAGCUCUACAGAGAUGUGAUGAAGGAAACAUUUUUGAAUCUGAUCUCCAUAGAAAAAGCACUAGAAGAAAAUAUUGAAGAGGACUGUAAAAAUCUCAGCAGGAAUAUGGGAAUUCAGAGGAUUCAGAAAGACCAUGGAAAUGAAUGUCAUAAUGAGUGUGAUAAAAGCCAGCAAGCUAGUUCAGAGAGUAUGAUCAAUAAAGAUAUGCCUUCCAGAGUAAGAGCUCAUGAGACUCCAUUGCUUGCAACAGAUAUCAUUGGUGAUUUAUCCUUACAUGGGUAUCUCAGAGAAAAUACUAGAGGAAAACCACCACUGGAUAAGGGAGCUGUGGCAAAAGCAUUUAAACAUCCAAAACAUUGGAAAAAUAUCAGUUAUUCUGAAUUCCUUCAGGUACUUGAAACUUCUCCUAAAGAGAAACCCAGGAAAAAACAAUGUAAAGAAACCUGUAGGGGUCUGUGUUUAGAUCAGUCUCAAGAGAGAACUCAUACUGGAGAUAAACUCAAUGAGGAUGUCUUAAUGAGAUGCACAUAUGACCAGAGUGAUGAAGGAACCCAAAAAGAAGUGAAACAAUUCGUAUGUAAUCUCUGUGAAGAAUCCUUCAUUGAUUCCAGUGAGCUUACCAACCAUGAAAAAAGUCAUAUUGAAGAGGAAAGGUACAUUUGUAGGCAAUGUGGCAAAACAUUUAAAUAUGCAGCAUGUUUUGAGAAACAAAAAGUAACUCAUAUAGGAGAGAACCUAUAUGCUUCUAUACAUUAUGGAAAAACCUUCACCCCAUUCAGUCAUCAUGACAGUCAUGAAAGCAGUUACAUUGGACAAAAGCCUUAUGCCUGCAAGCAUUGUGGGAAAAGCUUCACUAGUUCUUCUUAUCGAAACAUUCAUGAAAGAAUUCACACUGGAGAGAAACCUUAUGCAUGUAAGUAUUGUGGAAAAGCCUUCAACAGCCGCAGUAGUCAUAACAGACAUGAGAGGAGCCACACUGCAGAGAAAUCUUAUGCAUGUAAGCAUUGUGGAAAAAGCUUCACCAGUUCUUCUUAUCGAAACAUUCAUGAAAGAAUUCACACUGGAGAGAAACCUUAUGCCUGUAACUAUUGUGGAAAAACCUUCAUCAGUUCCGGUUCUUGUAGUAUUCAUGAAAGAAUGCAUAUGGCAGACAGGAAUUAUACAUGCAAGCAUUGCGGGAAAAACUUCACCAGUUCUUCUUAUCGAAACCUUCAUGAAAGAAUCCACACUGGAGAGAAAACUUAUGCCUGUAAGUAUUGUGGGAAAACAUUCAGCACUUCCAGUGCUCGUCGUUUUCAUGAAAGAAUGCACACAGCAGAGAGGAAUUAUACAUGCAAGCAUUGCGGAAAAGCCUUUUUCUGUCUCAGGAUUCUGAAAAGGCAUGAAAUAAUUCACAGUGGAAAAAUGCCUUAUGCGUGUAAACUUUGUGGAAAAACCUUCAACCACGCCAGUAAUUGUAGCAGACAUGAGAAGAACCACACUGCAGAGAAACCUUAUGCAUGUAAGCAUUGUGGAAAAAGCUUCACCAGUUCUUUUUCUCGAAACAUUCAUGAAAUGAUUCACACUGGAGAGAAACCUUAUGUGUGUAAGCAUUGUGGAAAAGCCUUCAACAGUCCCAAUAGUCGUAACAAACAUCAAAGUAGGCACAGGGCAGAGAAACCUUAUGCUUGAGCAUUGUGGAAAAGCCUUCAACAACCCCAGUAGGUGUAACAGACAUUAAAGGAGCCACACUACAAAGAAACAGAAGACUUAUGCAUGCAAACAUUGUGGAAAUACUGUUUCUGGUGUAGGGAUCUGAACAUCCAUGAAAUAAUUCACACUGACAAAAGCCUUAUUAUGUAAGCAUUGUGGAAAAUCAUUCAACAACCCCAGUAGUUGUAAUAGACGUGGAGGGAGUCACACUGCAGAGAAACCUUUUUCUUGUAGGCAUUGUGAAUAAACCUAUACCAGUUUCAGUUCUUGUAAGACUCAUGAUAAGAGUUCAGAUUAAGGAGAAUUCGUUUACAUGUAAGCAGUGUUAAAAAGUGUUUACCUGCUCCAAUCACCUGAACAUUCAUGAAAAGAUUCACAUUGGGGAAAAGUCUUGAGCAUGGAAACACCUUGGAAAAGCCUUCAGUGACCUCAGUAGUUAUAACAUAUUUGAAUGAAGUCACACUUUAGAGAAGGCCUAUUCAUGUAAGUAUUGUGUAAAACCCUUCACAAAUUUCUAUUCAUGUAAGGUUCAUGAAAGAGAUCAUACUGAAGAGAAGUGCUAUGCAUGUACACAUUGUGGAAAAACAUUUACCCACUCCAGUCAGCUGAACAUGCAUGAAAGGGUUCAAAUUGGAGAGAUGGCUUUUGCAUGUAAACAUUACAGGAAACCUUUUAACACUUCAGUUUGUCCUGAUUUGCACGAAAAACAAUCAUACUGGAGAGGAACUCUUUUUGUGUAAAAGAUGUGGAAACUGUUCAUUCUGUAGACUUUUAAGAAGCAUAAAAGAGUUCACUUGAUAGUAAAGCCUUAUGCACAUAAGAAUUGUGGAAAAGCCUUCCGCUGCUCUUGUGAUCAUAACAGAUCUGAAACUCUUCACACUAGUCAGUAGGCUCAUGUGUGUAAUCAUUGUCAGAAAGCCUUUACUAGAUUCACUUGGUCCAAGAGUAAAAAUAUUCACACUGGAUAGAAACUUUUUGUAUGUAAACAUUGUAUAUAAACUAUUUCUUUGUUGUUGUGAUUUUUAACAAACAUAAAAAUCUCACACAGUGUCUGUAAUGUGGGAAAGUCUUCAGCACAUCCAGUUUCUGUAACCCUCAUGCACAGAUCUACACUGGAAAGAAUUGUAAAGCAUAUAUCCAUUUAAGUAUUGUUCAAAGUCUUCAGCAGUUCCUGUUGCCAUGAUGUUCUAAAAAAGUCACUCUGAACAUAGACUUUACAUGUAUAACCAUGUGGAAAAUUUUUUAGCAAUCACAGUUCCUACUAUGAUUACUUUUUCACUUUUGAGAACCUGUAUGUUUAGAAUAAAUGUGGGAAAAUAUUCAAAAUGUUUCAAAUGAAUAAAACUUUAAAGUUUUAUUUUUUGGGGGAGGGUAGUAUUUUCUGGAAUUUCUGUGUUUUACAUCCCUGCUGAAGUCCAUAGUGAUCUCACAGUGAGAAGAAGUACAGUGUGUAAAACAAAUACUAGUAAUAACUCUGUAAUACUGUGCUAGUAAAAUUACUUCUAAUGUGAGUAAUGGAAGAAGAAUGUGCUAAGAACAUAAGAUGUAUCAGCUAGUCAUGAUUCUUUCCAGGAAAUGUGAUUAUCUGUAUUGUUUCCCUGGAUUGUAUGUGGUGGAAAUAAUGUAUCAAUUCCACAAGCUGUCUUCUAAGAAUCACAUGUACACUUCCUAAUGAACACAGAGAUAAAAGAGAAAAAGGAUGAGAGAGAGGAGUAUGGAGUUUACUUUCUUUAUGCCAAAAGCUUUGGGGGGAAAACUGUCCUUAAUCUCAAUUGCUGGCAAUAUAUUGUCCAGACUGAAACAGUAGGGUACAACUGCCAAACUUUGUCACAAUAUUACAGUCGUUCAAAAUGCCCUGCUUCACAAAAAUUUCUGUCAUAUACACUAGCCUAUAGGCCAAAGAUGGUUGCCCCAGCAUUACAGAAGAACUUUGAAUGCUUGUCCAGGUAGCCUGAUGUCCCUGUUGUUAGGCAAAUUUCACCCUUUUGGGAUCAUAAUCGAGUUAAAGAUUAAUAAUUAGAAUUAGUUUUUCUUAUGGCAAAGGUAAAUUAAAUAUAAAAAUUUAAACUUCCAAAGAUAGAUAAAUAAAUACAUUCUCUAAUUUUGUCAAAUGCAAAUGGACUGGACAUUGUAAAUGUAAUUAUUACCUAAUAACUUUUUCUUGUAUAUAAUCUUACUAUGCUAAGGUUAAAACCUUCCUUUUUGAUGAGACAAAAAAAUGAGAGAUGCUGUACACUGUGAUGAUUUUUCAUUCGGAUAGCUUUAAUAGAAACCUGAUUGGCCAGUAGCCAGGUAGGAAAUAUAGGUAUAACAACCAAACUAAGGACACUGGGAAGAAAUGUGGAGUCAGAGAGUCACCAGGAGAUGCAGAAAGAGGAAGACAUGCUGAAGGAGAGGUAAACCCACGUGCCAAAUGGCAAUAUAUAAAUUAAUAGAAAUGUGUUGGAGCCUAAUGGAGUCCUAGCCUUCCUACUCACCUCCCCUGUAGAUCACCUUUCUUGCCCUUGUUCUUCUUGGUUUCUGAGAAACUUGCAAGUUCCCUGCUCUCAGAGUUGUUUACCAAUUCUGCUUCCUGAGUAUACAUUUUCUUGGCCCUAACCCGAGCAUCUGGCAAUGAGGUCUUCAUCCUGUCGGCCUACCUGUCUGGGUUAGGUAGAAAACUCCCUUGGUGGUGUACAUUAAAGGCUUCUGAUUCUACCCAAAGUGCGUUUUCCAUUAAUUCUGACGUCCUUCACUCGGACUUGGCCCUAGCUGCACUGAUGUGGCAGAAAUGGGUUGUAAGAGCUAGCUACUAAUAAACCUAAGCUAUAAGCCAAGAA